Molecule: messenger RNA, 612 nt
Organism: Metarhizium album ARSEF 1941
Lineage: Eukaryota; Fungi; Ascomycota; Sordariomycetes; Hypocreales; Clavicipitaceae
Exons: 1
Coding region: 1-612 (203 amino acids)
Source: RefSeq, a predicted model, not a curated record
AUGCGUGCGUGCCGCGUGUACUUUGCACGCUCGCUUCGUUCUGCCCUUGAUCGUCGCCGUCUCCGCCACGACGUCAACCGCCGCUCGGCACCCAACCCCCCCUGCUCGGUCAAUCAUGCCGUUGCUCGUCCCGUCCGUCUCGUCGGCCAGCAGCCUCGCGCACUCGGCGCCCGCGACGGGGAGUCUGAGCAUGUCCCCCCCCGGCCCGGGCACGUGGGCCGGCAGCAGUCCGGCCUGCCGGAGCACGGUGCCCUGAUCCCACCAUAUGUGCUCGUGGAACAGCCUGUCGCCGCGGACGUUGACGACGGCGACCAUGGGCACGGCCAGCCUGGCGUGGGUGGGCGGCACGUUGGGCAGCAGCCACGGCACGUGCGACGUGUGCGUGAGGGACAGGAUGAACUCGUCUGUGCCGGGUCAGCGCGUCGACGCUCCAUCGGGAAAGCACACUGCACCGACCGACGACUCUGUCCGGGCCGACGGUUCGCGAGACCGUCGCCAGCGCCGUGUCCGGCGGGUUGCUGCGGCGCCACGGUUCACGAAUCAGCAGAGACUCGGGCAGGGCAACACGACACGGGCUGGGCGAGCUACCAGAAGAUGAAGUCGUCUCUGUAG